Molecule: messenger RNA, 1530 nt
Organism: Myotis lucifugus (little brown bat)
Lineage: Eukaryota; Metazoa; Chordata; Mammalia; Chiroptera; Vespertilionidae
Gene: CUNH1orf56
Product: chromosome unknown C1orf56 homolog
Exons: 2
Coding region: 418-1419 (333 amino acids)
Biological process (GO): regulation of cell population proliferation
Source: RefSeq, a predicted model, not a curated record
AAAGAACCGCUGUCUGCCGCUCAUUCCUUCUUAGUCAUGUUGCUGCCUGUGAGCCUGGGAAGGAGUGCUUUCAAAACCUUUCUUUAGUCAAUCCAGAUAUGUAGUGCUCAAUAAAUUGCGAGAGAUUGAAGCUGUGCGCCCACGAAGUGCCGUGCUCUUUCCCCCGCCCCUGACAUCACAAUCGGUCCGUCCGCAGAGUUCUCGCUGCCGGGGUCCCCGAGGAUUUCCAGCUCAGCCCCUGGGGCUUCGGGAGGCGAGGGCCCCGGGGGAGGGGCGUGGCGCGCGCAUCCGAGCCCCGCCGCGGGCCUCGGUUCUAACGACCCGGCGGGUCGGUGAGAGCGGAAGGGAGGAGGGAGAGAGAGGGGGAGCCCGGCCUCGGUCACUGGCCUCCCUCCCAGCCCCACACCGCCCAGCCCCAUGGUCCCCGCCGCCGGCGCGCUGCUCUGGGCCCUGCUGCUGAGCCUGGGCACCGGGGCGGUGGCGGGGGCCCAAGGCCUGGCUUCAACUGGGAGGCAGCCGGCCAGGUUCCGCUCCAGGGGCCCGAUGACCCGCCACUACCGGCCCACCUCCCGGUCCGGUGUCCCCCCGAAGAGAAGGGUAAUAAUGGAGGAUGAGGAUGACGUGGCGGCCACUGCCGACCGCCUGGCGGGCCCCGCCGUUGACGAGCUCUUGGCUUCUACGGUGUCCACGGACAUGAACAGGUUGCGUUCCUGGGAGCAGGACCAGGAUGGGUCUUUGGAGGAGGGGGUUGUGAUUAACGCCCAAAAGAAUAACAGCGAGUCGGGGAUUGACAGCACGGCUUCCAGCACCACGAGGAGGUUCACCUCCAGGUUUGCAGCGAAUAUCCAGGAGCCGGAAUACAGGCUGACCACGAGCCUGCCGCCCAGCAGCUGGAGGUCUACUGAGCACCAGCCGCUGUACGACACCAGCCUGACCCGCUGGCCAACAGCAGGUUCCAGCCCCAGGCGCUGGUCUCGCAUCUCACCCUCAUCCAUGCCACCUCCCGAGGACCUGCGGCUGGUGCUGAUGCCCUGGGGCCCGUGGCACUGCCACUGCAAGUCGGGCACCAUGAGCAGGACCCGGGCCGGGAGGCUGCAGGGCCUUUCUGGGCGCCUUCGAGUUGGGGCACUGAGCCAACUCCGCACAGAGCACCGGCCUUGCACCUACCAGCAGUGUCGCUGUGAUCGGCGUCUUGAGGAGUGCCCCCUGGACACGGCCCUCUGGUCUGAAACUCAGACCACCACCACCACCACCACCACCACCCCCAUGCCCACCCUCGGCACCAGACUCAUCCCCAGUCCCAGCCCCAGCCCAGCGCUUAUGUUUUGGAGGCAGGUCAGGGCUGGGCUGGAGGAUAUUUGGAACAGCCUCUCUUCAGUGUUCACCAAGAUGCAACCGAUAGACAGAAACCGGAGGUAAUGGCCACUUGAUCUGCAAGAAGAGGUGUCAGCAUCUCAACCUCUCCUCCCCUUUCAAUCCCAGCACCCACUGGGUAUUUUUAGUACAGAAAAACAAAACUAGAAAAAAAAA